Messenger RNA from Danaus plexippus (monarch butterfly), 2102 nucleotides. RefSeq names its product transcription factor kayak (gene kay). Gene Ontology annotation, cellular component: nucleus. The coding region runs from base 363 to 1583 and encodes 406 amino acids. NCBI's taxonomy places the organism in Eukaryota, Metazoa, Arthropoda, Insecta, Lepidoptera, Nymphalidae. The transcript has 5 exons. The record is from RefSeq and is a predicted model, not a curated record. Gene Ontology annotation, biological process: regulation of transcription by RNA polymerase II. Gene Ontology annotation, molecular function: RNA polymerase II cis-regulatory region sequence-specific DNA binding; DNA-binding transcription factor activity, RNA polymerase II-specific.
AUGUAAAACAGAAAAGUAUAUUUGUGCUCGAUAAAAGUUGGCGUUUAAGACAUUUAGUGAUACGAAAGUUUGAAAUUCUCAGGAGAAGGGCAUCCCCAAAGAGAAGACUACGUCAUCGUUAACUGCAAUGAUGAGUCACCAUUGUUGUGCUCUUGUUCUUGAGUAAUUUCAUUUGACUUUAUUCUAUUUUAAUAUUGAUUUAUGUCAUCGGUGAACUGUCAAAUGGAACUUUUAGAACGUAGUUGAUUGUGAAUUGUGAUAGUCACAAAACUGUGAUAACAUCUCACGCGUUUGGAACAAUUACGUAAAACUGUUGUGUUUGUGUUUAUUUGAAUUGGAAACUUUAAAAAAAACUAUUGACGAUGAAGUUGGAAGUGAGUGACAGUCAUUCUAAUCACUCCGAUUUCUCUUGCGAUAGCCAGUCUUCGCAGGAUUCUUCCACAAAUGACUUCCUACCUUCAGUACCAACGUCGAGAUCCUUGCUCACAUUGGCCAACCUAGAGGGCCUCCAGUCGGGGGUCCCAACCCGCACCACGGCGACCAUAACCCCCACACAGUUGCGCAACUUCGAACAGACUUACAUCGAGUUGAGCAACUGUCGCAGCGAACAGACGAACCACGCGGGCUUCGUACCGCCUUCCGUCACGCAGGCCAACACUUACGGCAUCCUGAAUUCGGCGGCUUACUGUGACUCGGGCCCGACGACAUUGCAUGUGUCGCCGGGCCCACUAUCAGCGAGCGGCGACAGCAGCAGCAGUCCCGGUCUACCGGCUCCGAAGAGGAGGAACAUGGGCGGCAGACGACCAACUAAAGCCCCCCAAGACAUCUCUCCAGAAGAAGAGGAACGCAGGAAGAUACGCCGCGAGAGAAACAAAAUGGCCGCAGCACGCUGUCGCAAACGAAGGUUGGACCAUACAAACGAAUUGCAAGAGGAAACCGAUAAGUUGGAAGAAAAGAAGCAAGCGUUACAGGAUGAGAUCCGCAAGCUGAGCUCGGACAGGGAUUCGCUACAGGCUCUACUCCAGAAUCAUAUGCACAGCGGGUGCAGAUUGAAUAAGCGAUCUACCAGCCCGCCGGAUGUAAAGCCAUUCCAGGACUCGUACGACUACCAGGAGAUGACCGGCCAGGGGGUCAGGGUCAAGGAGGAGGUGAUGGACCCCACAGUGGACCCCGUCCUAGGGUUGGAUAACGAAAUAUUCACCUCGCCGACGCCGGACAAAAGGAUAAUGCUGUCGGCGGCUAAUCCGGCCGUGUUAACGGGCACCUCGCUGGACACACCCCCCGUCCGGCCCUCCAGACCCAGCUUCCUCCAAGUACCCCACACACUCACACCCGCACAGAUCCACAACAACAAACUGAGCAACAACAACAAAAUCCCUGGCAUCGAGAUCAGCACGCCAAGCAACGGUAUACCAUUCAACUUCGACAGCCUCAUGGAAGGCGGGACGGGGCUGACACCCGUGCACCCUCAUCCGUUCGCACACUCUCACCCACACGCGCACCCUCACCCAUGCGCACAGCAGCAGCGCGCCGCCCCCGACCUCGCCUCGCCGGAUGCACAGAACAGCCUCGUCAGCCUCUGAGACUACCUCCCGGCCGGCCUCUUCGAACCUCUCGACCUCUUCGACCUCGAGAGCGACCUCCAGGGCGGCCGCCUCGGACCGACCUCGCCGUCACCGGGGACUCUUUAGGGAAUCCGUUCUCUAUUAAACCAUUUAUCGCAAUAAAUUAGGCAUAGUAUAGGGGCCUUCGCCUCCCCCCCACGUGUGACGUGGCCGGCAUUCUGAACUUAGUUCGUAUCUGAAGACUACUAUUUAUUCCUACAUAUUUUCCUCAGUCUUUCUUUUCUCUCUCUCUCUCCCUCUGUCUCUUUCUCUCGGACCCCGUUUCAUGUUUUCUCUAUCUACAGGGCCCUCGUAACGAACUUGCUCACUACGUGCUUUGUAUUUAUAUACUUUAUAGAAUAAGUACUUUUAUACGGUUAUCGCCUACGUGAGUCAAUUGAUGAGCUGUUCUUAUGUUAUGGAGGUGAAUAUAUUUUUAAUAAAUAAAUAACUAGAAUGUAUUUCAGCGUAAAUAAUAAUUGUGAUGUGAAAAUAAAA